GGAAAGCGCCGCGCGUUCCGCAGCCAUGGAGUACCUGCCGGCCCCGGCGGCCCCGGCGCAGGGCCACAUCCUGUGCUGCCAGUGCGGCGUCCCCAUCCCGCCCAACCCGGCCAACAUGUGCGUGGGCUGCCUGCGGGCCCAGGUGGACAUCACCGAGGGCAUCCCCAAGCAGGGCACGGUGCACUUCUGCAAGCAGUGCGAGAGGUAUCUCCAGCCUCCAGGAACCUGGAUCCAGUGUGCCUUGGAAUCGAGAGAGCUCCUGGCUUUGUGUCUGAAGAAACUCAAAGCUUCCCUGAGCAAGGUCCGGCUGAUUGAUGCAGGAUUCAUUUGGACAGAACCACAUUCCAAGAGGCUCAAGCUCAAAUUGACUGUUCAGAAAGAGGUGAUAAAUGGGGCAGUUCUGCAGCAGGUGUUUGUGGUGGAGUACAUUGUUCAGUCUCAGAUGUGUGAAGACUGCCACAGGAUUGAAGCCAAGGAUUUCUGGAAAGCUGUGGUGCAAGUCAGGCAAAAGACUGUGCACAAGAAGACUUUUUUCUAUUUGGAGCAGCUGAUUUUGAAGCACAGGCUCCAUCAAAACACACUAAGGAUCAAAGAAAUCCACGAUGGCCUGGAUUUUUAUUACUCUUCCAAGCAACAUGCCCAGAAGAUGGUGGACUUCCUUCAGUGCACAGUUCCAUCCAGAUCCAAGUCAUCCCAACGUUUGAUCUCCCACGACAUUCACAGCAAUGUCUACAACUACAAAAGCACUUUCUCCGUGGAAAUCGUUCCCAUUUGCAAGGACAAUGUUGUGUGUCUGUCACCCAAGCUGGCCCAGAGUCUGGGGAACAUGAGCCAGAUCUGUGUGUGCAUCAGAGUGACCAGCACCAUCCACCUCAUCGACCCCAGGACUCUGCAGAUUGCUGAAAUCGAUGGAAACACCUACUGGCGUCACCCCUUCAACAGCCUGUUCCACCCCAAGCAGCUGGAGGAGUUCAUCAUCAUGGAUAUCAACAGGGUGCAUGAGAAGAAAAAGGGUGCUGGGGCAGGGGCUCGAUCAAACAAGCACACUCUGGCUGAAGCCUGGGUCAGGAAAACCUCGGAGCUGGACACGGAUCACCAAUAUUUCUGCUGUACUCACCUGGGGCACAUCCUGAAUCCUGGGGACCUGGUCUUGGGCUUCGACUUGGCCAACUGCAACUUAAAUGAUGAAUUUGCCAACAAGAUGAACCCCCAACAUAUUCCUGAUGUGGUGCUGAUCAAGAAGAGCUACGACCGCUCCAAGCGGCAGCGCCGCAGGAACUGGAAGCUGAAGGAGCUGGAAAGGGACAGGGAAGCCACGGACACAGAUGAUGAAAGACAAUACCAGGACUUCCUGGAAGAUCUGGAAGAGGAUGAGAACAUAAGGAAGAAUGUCAACAUUUACAGAAAUGCAGAUAUUCCAGUGGAGAGUGACACAGAUGAUGAUGGAGCUCCACGGAUCAGCCUGGCUGAGAUGCUGGAGGAUCUCCACAUUUCCCAGGACGCCACGGGAGGGGAGGGAGCAGAAAUGCUGACAGAAAAACCUCCCUGGAAAGCCCUUGGUGAGAAAGACUGGAAAAUCCCAUGGAGUGUGAUGAAUAUUGAACUAUGUCCCAUGUCUGGAUGAGUGGAUUAAAAGCAACACCACAGUAAUUAAUUAAUAAAUCAGCUAUAAAGGAUUUAAAAACC
Messenger RNA from Poecile atricapillus (Black-capped chickadee), 1686 nucleotides. RefSeq names its product NMD3 ribosome export adaptor (gene NMD3). Gene Ontology annotation, biological process: ribosomal large subunit export from nucleus. Gene Ontology annotation, molecular function: ribosomal large subunit binding. Gene Ontology annotation, cellular component: nucleus; cytoplasm. The transcript has 16 exons. Lineage: Eukaryota; Metazoa; Chordata; Aves; Passeriformes; Paridae. Bases 26 to 1624 code for a protein of 532 amino acids. The record is from RefSeq and is a predicted model, not a curated record.